CCCCCCUCCCCCGCCUUUUAUAUCAGCUGAGCCCUCGGGCCACGGGGACGCGAUCGGAUCCGAGGCGGAGUCUUGGCUUGCCUUAUCAUGUCUUCUGAGGAAAAUGCUGCAACCCACACUUCCCCUCAGAGCGAGGAGCCCGAGCAGCACCAGCGGAAUGUCGUGAGCAGGGUGGCCAACCUACCCUUGGUCAGCUCCACCUAUGACAUGGUUUCCACGGCCUACACCUCCACCAAAGAGAAUCACCCAUACAUCAAAUCCGUCUGCGACGUGGCGGAGAAAGGCGUGAAGACCAUCACCGCCGUGGCUGUCGGCAGCGCCCAGCCAAUCCUGGCCAAACUGGAGCCACAGAUUGCGACAGUGAAUGAGUACGCAUGCAAGGGGCUGGAUAAACUGGAGGAGAAGCUGCCAAUUCUUCAACAGCCAACUGAAAAGGUUGUGGCUGACACCAAGGAGCUGGUGUCUUCUACCGUGACUGGUGCUAGAGAUGCCAUCUCCAGCACUGUCAGUGGAGCAAAGGGUGCGGUGACAGGGGUGGUGGACAUAGCCAAAGGAGCUGUCCAGGAUAGCAUGGAGAUGACCAGAUCAGUGGUGACCAGCAGCGUGAACACAGUCAUGGGGUCCAGAGUGGGCCAGAUGGUGGUGACCGGAGUGGAUGCCAUGUUGGGGAAAUCAGAAGAGCUGGUGGAUCAUUACCUCCCCAUGACUGAUCAAGAACUAGCUAAGCUGGCCACCUCUGUGGAAGGCUUCGAGAUGGCGUCCGUGGAGCAGCAGAGGCAACAGCAGAGUUACUUUGUGCGCCUGGGGUCCCUGUCCACCAAGCUCCGCCACCGGGCCUACCAGCACUCCCUGGGCAAGCUGAGGAAUGCCCGGCAGAGCACCCAAGAGGCUCUGUCCCAGCUCCACCAAACCAUAGAACUGAUUGAAUGUGUCAAGCAGGGUGUGGACCAGAAGCUCCAUGGUGGCCAGGAGAAACUGCACCAGAUGUGGCUGGAGUGGAGCAGGAGGCGGUCUGAGGAGAAAGAGGACUCUGAUGCUGCGCAGCCAGAGCAGGUGGAAUCUCAGACACUGGUCAUGUUCCGUGGCAUCACCCAACAGCUGCAAACCACCUGCCUGAACCUAAUGUCCAAUGUCCAAGGCCUCCCUGCCAGCAUCCAGGACAAGGUGCAGGAGCUCCGUCACAAUGUCGAAGAACUCCACGCCUCCUUCUCCGCUGCCCAUUCCUUCCAAGACCUGUCCAGCACCAUCCUGACCCAGAGCCGGGAGAGGGUGGCCAAGGCCCGGCAGUCUAUGGAUGAGCUGCUGGACUUUGUGGUGCAGAAUGCUCCCCUGCCUUGGCUUGUGGGACCUUUUGCUCCCAGCCUGGUAGAGCUACCAGCUAUUCCAACUGCUGGAAAGGAUGGGGAGGAGGCCCAGCAAGGUGAAGAUGAGAAGGUGGACAGCACCGCUCAGCAAGCCUCUGUGCCAAAGGAGAACCCUUAGAAGGCUCCAGAUACCUGCAGUUGGCUUCUUGUGAGGGGAAAACUUGUAUGCAAGUCACUUGUGUGGACACGGGAGAGCUUGCGUGUGUUGACGAGGGUGGGGGUGGGAAUAAUGUAAACUCCGUGGUCACCUGCAUCUGGGGAAAGGGGCAGGGGUGUUAAUGUAGAUAAGCUGGCCGUGCCUGGAGCUCCCUGUUGGCCUCACUUCUGAGACUCUGCUCUCUUCCUUGCCAAUCUUUUUGUGCCUUUUCUAGCCCCUCUGGGUGGCUCCUUACACAGGUGAACCCAAGCCCAUGGCAAAAGCAUCGCCUCAAAGCAAAACCAGGGUGUCUCAAUGGGAACUCUAUCUGGAGGCUGUAAAGUGCCCUUAACUAGGUGCUCGCUCAGAACAGAGUGGGGAGAUUUUUCCCUUCUGUAAGUGCCACUAACAAUUUGUAUCUUGUAGAAUGUUUUGUUUUUGUUUUUCCCUCCCCCACAAUAAAAUUUUAUUAGCAUUCA
Caretta caretta (loggerhead turtle) is the source of this 1979-nucleotide messenger RNA. RefSeq names its product perilipin-3. Gene Ontology annotation, cellular component: lipid droplet; cytosol. The record is from RefSeq and is a predicted model, not a curated record. Lineage: Eukaryota; Metazoa; Chordata; Testudines; Cheloniidae. Gene Ontology annotation, biological process: positive regulation of triglyceride storage; lipid storage.